CCAAGUCGAGCGGCUCCACAACGUUUGCGGCUCCAUCGGCCGGAGCACGCGGUAUAGUUUUUUGUCAAAAUUCCGAGCGUUCGCGUCGCGUGAGAAGUGCGGAUUUUAUUAUUUUUCUACGCGAUGAUGGUUUUAUUAGUUGUGCUGUCCGAUGGGUAAUUUAUCGUUAUCGAUAAACGGCUUAUAAAUGUUAUAAUGACCAACAACAUGUUAAAACGUGCCAAAGACGAUUCGGACGCUUUGAAGAAAAAACCGGACGUUUUGACCAAAGCUAAGUUGAAAUUCUUCAACAUCGGCGAAGCGUUCAAAUCGAAUAAAACGCUUUCGGCUGCCGAUUCCAAUCAACCCAAAAGAGGCAUGGUUAAAUCCAAUACGCAGGUUAAUUUCGAACAAUACUACAGGAAAUCGCCGCAAAUAUACCACAAUCCCGAAUCGAGAAAGGAACGCAAGUCGAACCUUUUGCACAAGCAGACCUCCAUCGAUUCCUACCCGAUUAAAAUAAAAAUAACCGAUGAAAACGACGAGGUUAUUUGUAGUGCAACGAAAUCGAAUUUGUGCCUUGAUAAAUUAGAAGCGCCGCCGGUAGCCGAAGCGCUGGCGCUGGAGAAACCCAGAAAAAAACUCUCCUUUAAAUUACCUGAAAUAGUGGAAACAAUAACGAAUAACCGUAAAUUGAGCAUCGGCGGUUUGAGACACAGAAGUGGUAGUUACAAAAAUAUACGCGAUAUCAUCGAAAAGGCUUCGGCAAAACCUCAGGCUUUGAACAGAACAGCCAGUUUCAACGGGGUUUUGGAAAAAGAAGCCGGUUUCGACGACGCCGAACUAGAGAGCCAAGCUAUGCGCGUAGUUCGAACAGUAGGUCAAGCAUUCGAAGUGUGCCAUAAACUUUCGAUCAACAAUCCUGAAAACGAUCACCUGGAUCAGGACGAACAGGAUACGCUUACACAAGACUUACUCAGCGAUCGCCUUAGUGAUAUUACCAGUGAUAAACCGAAACGAGAUAUUUUAUCGGAAGGUGCUAGCGAUAGAGUGUCCUUGCCUCCUGAUGACUGCAGUUUCAGGGAUUUGGACACAGGAAAAUGUACUAGGACAACCGGUCAAUUGGAUGUGCUGCCUCCACCACCAAACAAUGUUAACUCCAAGAAUAUUAUACUGAAAUCUGCGGAAAUGUAUUCUUCUCCGUUGAGCGACGGUCUUACUACUGGAAGUGGCGAAAGCGGAGGAAGUUUACCACCGCCCGGGACAGCUCUGUCCACUCACCACGAAUUGCAACUCAUGCGAGAGCAGCUCGAGCAACAGACCCAGCAAACACAAGCUGCAUUGGCCCAGCUUCAAUUAGCCAGGGAACAAUUAGCCGCCGAGCAAGCGGCAAGACUGGAGGCGCAGGCCAGGACACAUCAACUUUUAAUACAUAACCGGGAACUCCUAGAUCACAUAGCGGCUUUGGUGGGUCAUUUGCAAGGAAGCGAAAAGUCAGGACAACAACCUACGCCUCCGCACAUGACCAUGCCUCAGCAACAGACCCCGAACGGCACGUCCUCAUCGGACAUGUACGAAUACGCGGACGCCGCCAAUUCGAUGAACUUCAAUCUGCCGGGCUUACCGGAGAACCGAAGCUCGGGCUCGUUCGUUCCCGCCUCGCCGCUGCGAAGCUCCUUCAAUCCGGCCGGAAACGUUUUUAAUUUCGCGUAUCCUCAGAGCCUGGAAGCGGCCACUUUCGAGAACCAGCUACUCCAAAAGUUACAAGCCCUGAACGCUCUACAGCCGUCUAAUCCCUUCGCUUAUCCGUUCUCGCAAUCGGUGCCCUAUUUGCUGCCGAAUUUGUACUCGCCGACUUUGAACGGGAACUUCUCGCUGCAAAAUCCACCGCAGAAGAACGUUUUCGCGCGACCUUUCGCAGGAGGAAGGCACAGCGAACCCAGGCAAUUCAACCCCAACUACUUCAACCAAUCGCCGCCUAGUAAAAAGGAUGAAUAUUACACGAAACAAGGAUCUGAUACAUAUCAGCAAAAAGAGUCCGAUUCGCCGAUUUAUCAAAAAAUCAUACCCAAAAGCGAGGCGAAAGCUGAAGCAAGUCUACGCGAAUCCAGUCCGAAUCCUCUCUAUCAAACCAUUACACCCAGAAAGCAGGGGGAGGAUAGCUCGAAGGCAAAAACGCAGGAAAAAUGCCAGGAUAGAAGACCAUUCAUCAAACCGCACUCGCAAAUGGGCACUCUAACCACCACCGAUGCGGAUGGGAGGCUCAGAGUCGUCGUUCCCGUUUUGUCCAAUUCGCGGGAAGAUUUGAGUGAAUCUUUCGGUAAUUUGAGGACCGAUGAUAGAUACAAGUCUUUGCCGAGAGCCAGUGAUAAAUGUUAUUAUAAAAGCAGCAAUCAGCAGAACACGUUAGUGAGGCAUAAAACUAAGUGAAUUCGUGUGGAGACGUUUAAUUGAGCUCGGGAUGCUAUUAAAAAGGAGUCGAGUUGGAGUUUUAACGGGCCCUGCUCUAUAAAAGUUUGAUAAAAGCUAAAUUAAACUGAAAAAUUAAUCAAUUAAUUUAGGAUACAAGAAUGUUAUCAUGUUUUGAAUUAAAAAUCGUGUCGAACUGUAAAAAUGAAUGUAUAAAAGUGUUGCAGAUAUAUUCAAUAUCUUGUACAUUCCUUUAUUUUAUGUAAAAAUGUAAUUUUAUUCCAAUAAUAGUUUACUGAAAAUAAAAAUAAAUAUGAGAACGAAUUUAGUGUAGUC
Molecule: messenger RNA, 2724 nt
Organism: Phyllotreta striolata
Lineage: Eukaryota; Metazoa; Arthropoda; Insecta; Coleoptera; Chrysomelidae
Source: the annotation of a GenBank genome assembly